GAAGUGAGCUGCGGGAAGCGGAAGUCCCGCCUUUCUCGCGCUUUCUCUUCGGAGGCCGAGGCAACGCGGAGGACAGGAGCGUCCUGAGAGCGCAACCACCGCCACCAUGAGCCUUCUCAACAAGCCCAAGAGUGAGAUGACCCCGGAGGAGCUGCAGAAGCGGGAGGAGGAAGAGUUUAACACGGGCCCACUCUCCGUGCUCACACAGUCCGUCAAGAACAACACCCAGGUGCUCAUCAACUGUCGCAACAACAAGAAGCUCCUGGGCCGGGUGAAGGCUUUUGACAGGCACUGCAACAUGGUGCUGGAGAAUGUGAAGGAGAUGUGGACCGAGGUCCCCAAGAGUGGCAAGGGCAAGAAGAAGUCCAAGCCAGUCAACAAGGACCGCUACAUCUCCAAGAUGUUCCCCUGUGGGGGAUUCGGUCAUUGUGGUCCUGCGGACCCACUCAUCGCUGGCAAGUAGGGGCUUGCUCCCUGCUGUCAAAACUCACUCCCCCGUCCUGCAAAGACCCGCCCUUUGACACGAGAACAAUAAAAGCCUGGUGUGUUUUGUGUUUUU
Messenger RNA from Myotis brandtii (Brandt's bat), 559 nucleotides. RefSeq names its product small nuclear ribonucleoprotein D2 polypeptide 16.5kDa (gene SNRPD2). The record is from RefSeq and is a predicted model, not a curated record. Lineage: Eukaryota; Metazoa; Chordata; Mammalia; Chiroptera; Vespertilionidae. Gene Ontology annotation, cellular component: precatalytic spliceosome; U4/U6 x U5 tri-snRNP complex; U5 snRNP. Bases 107 to 463 code for a protein of 118 amino acids. Gene Ontology annotation, biological process: RNA splicing; spliceosomal snRNP assembly. Gene Ontology annotation, molecular function: RNA binding. The transcript has 3 exons.